AUUUUCGAACUUUACUUGAGUGUUUGUUAUCCAUUCCCGCCUCCAAACUCUUUCACCGGAAAAUGACUCUCCGACUCAUCUCACCGCCGCCAUCCUUCCACCGGUUCACCUGUCAUGCCACCACCCAUCCUCCUCCUCCUCCUCCUCAAAUCUCCACUGCAACCCCCAUUUCUUCAACUCCACACCCCCCUCCACUAACAUGCGCACUUCAUUGCUCUCAUUUCCAAUCGUGUUCGGGGUGUACACAUGAGCUUAACCUCCAUCGUCCGGUAAUAGUGGAAGAUGCUGCUAAUUUCUUUCGGAAUUACGGUGUUACAGACUUCACAUUUGAUACUUGCAAAUUGUGGGGUUGGAGGUGUCGUGCGAAAUUGGCCGUGCGUGGUUCUUCAACCAACCCUCUUAUUGGGCUUUAUGAGGAGGGUACUCAUAACGUAAUUGACAUUCCAGAGUGCAAAGCUCAUCAUCCUAAUAUUAAUGCUGCUGUGGAGCUGCUUAGGCGAGGUAUUACUGAAUUAGAUAUUGAACCAUAUCUUGAAGAUGAAGGCACUGGCAAUUUGCGAUAUGUUCAGAUGGCUGUGACAACACACAACACGUCUCUUCCCGCUGGGCAAAGAUAUAUGAGUGGUAAGGUUCAGGUUACAUUGGUUUGGAAUUCAAGAAAUGAAAAAUCCCAUGGUUCAGACAAACUGAAUGCACUGGCAAAUUUUCUAUGGAAAAAUGGUGGGCCACAGAGCAGGCUUCAUUUAAUUCAUUCAGUGUGGGCCAACUUUCAGACUACUGAUAAAAAUAUAAUUUUUGGGAAUAGAUGGAGGCAUCUUCUUGGAGAAAGAGAUUUUUGGGAACAUGUUGGUGGAAUUGAUGUCUCAUUGGCCCCUUCUAGUUUUGGACAGGCAAACACACGGGCUUUUGACUCCUUGCUACAGAAGUUACAGAAAUAUGUUCCAUAUGAAUCAUCUGUUGCUGAUUUGUAUGCUGGAGCUGGGGUCAUUGGGUUAUCAUUAGCCGCGACAAGAAAGUGCAGAUCCAUUAAAUGCAUUGAGAUUAACAAAGAGUCGAAGGUAUCUUUCGAGAAGACUAUUCAACGUUUGCCUGCCACCGUUGACAGCAGCAUCACUUGGCAUCAUGCAGAUGCUUCAAAAGAUCCUUUUUCGUGGCUUGUGGGCUCAGACGUUGUAGUCAUCGAUCCUCCUAGAAAAGGACUAGAUUCAUCUCUUAUUGAUGCAUUGAAGAAUAUAUCAUUAGUGGCGCGUAAAGCUUUGUCAUCAUCAGAACGCUCAAACUCAGUCCAAGAAGAGAAAAGACCAUGGGUUUUACGUGCUAAUGAAACUUCAGUGGCGCGUAAAGCUUUGUCAUCACCCGAGGCAAACAUUACUCCACUAGUGCCACAAACCCUUAUUUAUAUAAGUUGUGGAUGGGAAAGUUUUAAAGAGGACUGCAAGUCAUUGUUGUCAAGUAAGGCAUGGUAUUUGGAAAAAGCUCAUGGUUUUAAUUUUUUUCCUGGUACUCAAAGGUGUAGUUGUGUUUUGGUGUGUGUGGGAAAGAAUAGGGCAAAGCUUUUAACCUAGUGUAGAGUCUGUGGAGGGGGAGACCUGUGAAACAAUAUUACUAUUGAGAUCCUGUUAUUCCACCCGCAUUAGUUCACACUUAAAAUGUCCAAUUUUGUGUGUGAGGGGAUGUGUUGGGAGUCCCACGGUACCUAGAAAUAUGACCUAAAGUGUGCUUUAAAGGUUUGGACUGCCCCCACCUUACAAGCCGGUGUUGUGAGGUUGAUUUAGACUCAAGUUAUAUUUUAACGUGAUAUCAGAAUUUAUCAUAGGUUUAUUAUUGGGCCAAAAUCUAUAUUACUCCACCCGGAUGCUCCACAUGUCUAGUCCUGGAUGUGAUGGUGUGCUGAGAUCCCUGUUAUCCUACCUUAGCAGUGUUUAUAAUGCUCGAGCAGCAGUGACCUCACAAGCCGAUUUUGGGGAGUUGAGUAAGACAACCUAGAUUCUAAGAAUCACUAAAUUAAUAUUGCGAUUUAAUGAUAUUUUUUCUGUUAAAAAAACGAAAUCAAUAUUGUAAAUAAUGCGGACACCUGGGUAACUUAAAACUGCGUUUAGAGGGUAUAUUUGAACUCAUUGUUUGUAACCAUAUUGAUGGGUGAUCCCCUACCACCCUUUACAGUCUCCUCCUUUCUCAAGACAACACUACU
Messenger RNA from Medicago truncatula (barrel medic), 2191 nucleotides. RefSeq lists its product as uncharacterized. The transcript is spliced from 15 exons. Gene Ontology annotation, biological process: RNA processing. Gene Ontology annotation, molecular function: RNA methyltransferase activity. The record is from RefSeq and is a predicted model, not a curated record. NCBI's taxonomy places the organism in Eukaryota, Viridiplantae, Streptophyta, Magnoliopsida, Fabales, Fabaceae. The coding region runs from base 63 to 1565 and encodes 500 amino acids.